AUGGAUUUGUCUUAUCGGAAAUCGGCGUUUGUUUUGCGUGCUGUCUGGCUGAGGCUGGCGACCGUCUGCACGGUCAUCGGGACCAUCGGCCGUGAUGCGCGGCUGCAGCCGGGUGCUGCAGGCGGUGGGCUGCUGCCCCCGGAGCGCGGUGGCGGCUCCGGCGGCCGCGGCCCCAAAUCCACCUUCCGGGUGCUGGAGAACUCGGCCCCACACCUCCUGGACGUGGACGGCGAGAGUGGGCUGCUCUACACCAAGCAGCGCAUAGACCGUGAGGCGCUGUGCCAACGCAGCGCCAAGUGCCAGCUGUCACUCGAGGUGUUCGCCAACGACCAGGAGAUCUGCAUGAUCAAGGUGGAGAUCCAGGACCUGAAUGACAAUGCACCGGCUUUCCCCUCCGACCAAGUGGACAUGGACAUCUCGGAAAAUGCUGCACCAGGCACCCGCUUCCCCCUCACUAGCGCCCACGAUCCAGAUGCCGGGGACAAUGGGCUGCGCACCUACCUGCUUACCCGCGAUGACUAUGGCCUCUUCUCCCUCGAUGUGAAGUCCCGUGGUGAUGGCACAAAGUUUCCAGAGCUGGUGAUCCAGAAGCCUUUAGACCGUGAGGAGCAGAGCCACCAUACCUUGGUACUGACAGCGCUGGAUGGUGGUGACCCACCACGCUCCGGCACGGUGCAGAUCAAUGUGCGCCUCAUUGACUCCAAUGAUAACAGCCCCGUCUUUGAGGCUGCUUCCUAUGUGGUGGAGCUGCCAGAGAAUGCACCACUGGGCACUGCUGUCAUCGACCUCAAUGCCACCGAUGCCGAUGAGGGCACCAACGGGGAGGUGCUCUACUCGUUCAGCGGCUACGCGCCUGAACGUGUCCGUGACCUCUUCAGCAUUGACCCACAGAGCGGCCUCAUCCGUGUCAAGGGCAACCUGGACUAUGAGGAAAGUGGCCUCAUUGAGAUUGACGUCCAGGCUCGAGACCUGGGGCCCAAUCCUAUCCCGGCACACUGCAAAGUUACUGUCCGCCUCAUCGACCGCAAUGACAAUGCACCCACCAUUGGCUUUGUCUCUGUUCGCCAGGGAGCACUGAGCGAGGCCGCCCCACCAGGCACCGUCAUCGCCCUGGUGCGGGUCACUGACCGUGACUCAGGCAAGAACGGGCAGCUCCAGUGCCGAGUGCUGGGCGGCGGCGGCGGGCCCGGUGCCAUCCCCUUUGCCCUGGAGGAGAACUAUGACAACUUUUACACUGUGGUCACAGAUCGGCCUCUGGACCGUGAGGCACAGGAUGAGUACAAUGUGACCAUCGUAGCCCGUGACGGGGGCAGCCCCCCACUCAACUCCACCAAGUCCUUCUCUGUCCGAAUCCUUGAUGAGAAUGACAACCCACCCCGCUUCAGUAAGAGCCUUUAUGUCCUGCAGGUGCCUGAAAACAACAUCCCUGGAGAGUACCUGGGCUCUGUCUUGGCCCAGGACCCUGACCUGGGCCAAAACGGGACAGUCUCUUACUCCAUCCUGCCUGGGCAUGUUGGUGACGUCUCCAUCUACACCUAUGUCUCUGUCAAUCCCACAAAUGGUGCUAUCUACGCCCUGAGGAGCUUCAACUAUGAGCAGACCAAGCACUUUGAAUUUCGUGUGCUGGCCAAGGACUCAGGUUCGCCCCACCGCGAAAGCAAUGCCACGGUACGCGUCACUGUGCUAGAUGUCAAUGACAACGCACCUCUCAUCGUCCUGCCUGCCCUCAUCAACGACACUGCCGAGCUGCAGGUGCCUCGCAAUGCUGGUGUGGGCUACCCUGUGGGCACCGUCCGCGCCCUGGACAGUGACUUUGGGGAGAGUGGGCGCCUCACAUACGAGAUUGUGGAAGGCAAUGAGGAGCACCUCUUUGAGAUGGACCCAACUAGUGGUGAGAUACGUACCUUGCACCCCUACUGGGAGGAGCUCAGCCCUGUGGCUGAACUGGUGGUAAAAGUCAGUGACCACGGCAAGCCCAGCCUUUCUGCAGUGGCCAAGCUCAUUGUUAGGGCCUUGGCUGGGCCCCUGCCUGAGGCUGGUGAGCCGCAGGUGAAUGGCGAGCAGCAUCGACGACCACAUUGGGACUUGUCACUGCCCCUGAUUGUGACCCUGAGCACUGUCUCCAUCAUCUUACUGGCUGCCAUGAUCACUAUUGCCGUGAAAUGCAAGCGAGAAAACAAGGAGAUCCGCACCUAUAAUUGUCGCAUUGCCGAGUAUAGCCACCCUCAGCUGGGAGGAGGGGGAGGCAGUGGCGGGGGAGGAGGAGGCAGUGGCAGUGGAGGGGGCAAGGGCAAGAAGAAGAAGAUCAGCAAGAAUGACAUUAUGCUGGUGCCCAGUGAGGGCGAGGACAGCCGGGGCCCCCUCAAUGUCAUGAACGUGGUGAGCAGCCCAUCCCUGGCCACCUCACCCAUGUACUUUGACUACCAGACCCGCCUGCCCCUCAGCUCUCCCAGGUCUGAGGUGAUGUACCUGAAGCCCGCCUCCAACAACCUGACUGUACCCCAGGGACAUGUGGGCUGCCACACCAGCUUCACAGGGCAAGGGACUAACGCCAGCGAGGCUCCCCCGAGCCGGAUGUCCAUAAUUCAGACAGACAAUUUUCCCGCAGAGCCCAAUUACAUGGGCAGCAGGCAGCAGUUUGUUCAAAGUAGCUCCACGUUCAAGGAUCCAGAAAGAGCCAGCUUGAGGGACAGCGGGCAUGGGGACAGUGAUCAGGCUGACAGUGACCAAGACACUAACAAAGGCUCCUGCUGUGACAUGUCUGUUAGGGAGGCACUCAAGAUGAAAACUACUUCAACUAAAAGCCAGCCACUUGAACAAGCAUUCCCGACUUUGCUUUCCUUUGCUAUCCUCACCCUACAUACCAUCACAAGUAGACUUCAGUCUGUUGAGCUGCUUCUUCCAGAACAGCAAGGCAGAGGCCAAAGACCCAUCGUUGGGAUCUGUGGACCAGCCCGCUGCGAGGAGGGAAAAUUUUCAGAACAAGAAGAAUGUGUUAACUGCACAGAUGAAUGCAGAGUGCUUGGUCAUUCUGACAGGUGUUGGAUGCCACAGUUCCCUGCAGCCAGCCAGGCUGAGAAUGCAGAUUAUCGCACAAAUCUCUUUGUACCCACAGUUGAAGCUAAUGUUGAGACUGAGACUUAUGAAACUGUGAAUCCCACCGGGAAAAAGACAUUUUGUACAUUUGGGAAAGACAAGAGAGAGCACACUAUUCUCAUUGCCAAUGUUAAACCUUACUUAAAAGCCAAACGUGCCCUGAGUCCUCUGCUUCAGGAGGUUCCCUCAGCAUCGAGCAGCCCAACCAAGACGUGCAUUGAGCCUUGCACCUCAACAAAAGGACCACUGGAUGGUUGUGAAGUGAAAUCAGGAGCCUUGGCUGAACCGAGCAGCCAGUACUUGCCAACUGACAGUCAGUAUCUAUCGCCUAGUAAACAGUCAAAAGACGCUCCUCCGUUCAUUGCAUCAGAUCAGAUGGCUAGGGCCUUUGCCGAUGUACAUUCCCGAGUGAGCCGAGACUCGAGUGAGAUGGACUCUGUUCUGGAGCAGUUAGACCGUUCAACCCGGGAUCUAGGCAGGGAGUCGGUGGAUGCCGAGGAAGUUGUGAGAGAAAUCGACAAGCUCUUACAGGACUGUCGGGGAAGCGACCCUGUGGCCGUGAGAAAGUGAGGGGGAAAUAAGGACAGGCUGGCAGUUACGUUCCUCUUCUGCUGAUUAAAAAACAAAAUAAAAUAAAAAUCCCCUGUUUAUAACAGAUUUACAGGAGUGAAGGAAGACCAAUGCUGCUUUAAGGCUUUUAGUGAACAUCUGAAGUGCCCACAAGUUCUUUUCACUGCUCUUUCUUUUUGACAGAUAACACUGGUUUCAUUUUGACCAAACUUUCAUUAGGACAGAGUGAAGUACAUUAAGAACCGAAAGAAAGAAGGAAAGGUGGUGCCAUUUUGACAAUCUGAUAGGAAGGUGUGAGAAAGGUGGAAUGGAAAUACGUGUGAUACUUUAAGACUGUCCUCAAUAGCUGAUGCUGACUUUACUGUUUACGUAUAAACCCCAAGAAAAACAGGGUUGAAUAAUUCUGAUCUGUGGUGGAUUUCCAGCAGUCACCACAGGCUUCUACUGAAAGUCCUAAAAAAGAGUUCUUGUAGUAGUCCAAGUGACACCAAACAUUAGCAUUCAUUUGUGGUAAACAUUUAUGUACAAAGUUAUCUGACACAGAAAUGAAAAAAAAAAAGAAGAAGAAGAAGAAAACAAAAAACCCAUUCCAGAUCAUUAUUCAGCAAAACAUAUCCUGAUCAUUAGUAAAGCACCUCAUAUCAUAUUAAGGUUAAAUGUAAAAUGAUAAUAGUCCAUUUUGUCCUGCACACACAUAAGCUAAUUCACUUGAUAAAAAGAGAAAAAGAUUUUAAUAGCUAUUUAGCAUUUUAGUGUCCAACAAAACUUUAGUUAGCAGUAAGUUUUAAACAAACCUGAAGUGAAGUAAAAGUUUGAGAAAAAUAGUUACCUUUGAGGGUAAUACACAAAAUAAAUUAACAUUAUUAACACUUUUUUAUUCAUUUGUGGACACUAAAAUAGCUCAGGAAAGUGAAAAUGUCUUAGACAUCCACACAAAAUACAUGAUCAUUUAAAUGUGCAAAUGUAAGAAGAUUCAGUGUGUUUACAUCAAAUGACAUAUUUUUAUUGAUUUAUUGCAGAUUCAGUGCAUAUGAGCCAAAUUGUUGAGUGUAUAAGAGCUAUAUUGUGUAUUUUAUUAAAUUAAUAUAUAGUUGUGUUGCAAAAAUAUUUGGGCUUAUAUUGUAAAUGGCAAGUGUUGCCUCGGUAGCUGUCGAACUCUAUGAGUUUUGUUUUUUCCUGCUUCCUUUUCCCCAUGGAUUGUGGGAAGCAGCGCCUCAGAGCAAAGUCUCUUGUUUAAUGUAUGGUCUACGAAGUACUGCAGUACAUAAUCUGUUCAAAAUGUGCUUGAGUGAGCUGAUGGAGCUAACUGAACAGCCUACAAACACAUCCAUCAGUCAUGGUUAUGUGCAAAUCCUUGUAGAAGCUUUUAUCGCAAACCCAUGUUUAAUAACAACAAUUACACUUGAAGCAACACCUGGAACCUCCUUGAUAUUUUCCAAACACAUGCAGCCAGCCUGUGUAAUGUAGGAAAUUUGGUUGACUUCUUAAUUGAUACCAUCAUUUUUAAAGUUUUACUAUUAAGUUCAGAGAGCUGAAAAACCUAUCUGUGCCAAUGUGGCACGAGCAGUAUUUUAUCUGAUUCUUUAGAAUGUGCAACUGCUUACUGAAGUUCUAGGAAUAGGCUGUACAUUUUGGGAGGUUGUUUUGAGUUUUGUUCUCAGUAGUUCUGAAAACUAUUUGCAGAACAACUUGGAAGAUACUUCUACGUUUUUAUUAUUUAUUCUAAGGGUGUUUCUAUUGCAUUUGAAAUAUUCAAAAUUACCGUUAGAUGAAAGUUAAGAAAUAGCAACAGCACUCAUCCAAAAUGAAAGAAAAGAACAAAAAGCAGCAGAAGAAAAAAAUGUUUAGCCCAGCAUUUGCCCCUUGUAUACUCCAGAUACUCUGUUGGACGUACCGCUACGACACUUUGUUUAAAAACAGUGUCCGGGUUAUGUUAAAUUUAAGCUGUAUUAUAUAAAUAUAUAUAAAAGAGGUAAAGAGGUUAUUUGAUUCAGGUUGGCAAUCUCAAGUCCCAUAAAGCCAUACCUCUCAUCAAUUCAAGAAAGUAAGUUGACCAACAGCUGGUUUUGAUGUUAGGAUUUCUGUUAAAGGGUGAUCUUAACUAGUCAGUCCUACAAUGAAUUGUCGUUGGUUGUUGGAGACACCCAUUCUGAAAGUUUGCUCUUAGCUCCCACUGUUAAGGAAGUCUACAAUUAUGUGUGAACAAAGGAUCUUGUACAUGUUUAUCAAGCUACUCUCCAUGUUUUGGACAAUUUAUGUAUCUAAAAUGUGGUGUUGUCUGUGUUCUACAAUAUUUUUUUUUCUUUUUAGGCCAGGAGACCCAAAAAUGAUUUUGCUUGAUAGCUUGGUAGCUGGAAAUUCCAUAGUGGAGAGGAUUUCUUAUUGUUUGAUCAGUCUCUUAUACGUAUAUUUCUGUGGUGCCCAUCACUUCAGUGUCUGUGCACCAAGUCGUUAGCUCUGCCAGUGAGAUCCAUUAUUCAGCAAAAUCUAAGCCAGUAUUUAAAUGCAGUCAAGUGAUGGAGAUUUGUGUAUUUUAUAAAUGAUUUUAACACUGAGUAACCAAUUGUACAAUUCAUUGUAUGUGUCUGAAGACAUAAAACACAACAUUCUGAGAAAGGGCUGUGCCAGUGUAAGAGGAAUUUACCUUAAGGCUCUCUGUCACUAGUGAUUUACUAGCUUUAGCUGUUUAACACAUUAUCUGUAUUUAGUAGUGAUUAUUUAUUUACCACUCUAAGGUGAUUCAGAAUUCAUGACUCACAGCUUUGUAGAUGAGUUUAGGAAAUCUUGCUCUUAUUUAAUUUGGUUGAUAGCUGCCCUGUGUUGUUGAUCUCCGGCGUACGGCUUCCAACAAGGAUUUCCCAGCUUAUGAAAUCUGUUUCACAAUUUUGAAUUGAUACAUAAAGAACCAAUAAACCAGCAGAUAUGAUUUUUCCUGAUUCAGUCAAAAUUAGUAUGAUUGUAUGUGAAGUACCAUACACAAAAGAAGUAAAAUAUAGGUUUUUUUUUUUUUUUUUUUUACUUCUCAGUAUCUUUGCUAUCGCCACAGGAGGCAGAGACAGCAACGAACAAUGAAGUUUAUGAGUUAUUUCUUUCAUUCCUUAUGCACAUGUUUUACAAAACUGAAAUAAAAUAUCCACAACAUGACUAUAAAGAGAAUGACUGAGGUAAGGGAAAAGCAUAUUAAGUAACUAAUAAAAUUGUACUGUAAACUGUGAGUAGAGAGGAAAGCAUUCUACUUUUUUUUUUUUAUUAAUGACAGCAAAUAAAUGGGAAUUCCUUAAAUGAUUGGCCAAUCAAAUCAGGAGCGAAAUCAGACUUUUUUUUUAUUUCUUUCUUGGCAUACUCACCAGGAAAGAGACUAUCCUGAAUUGUGAUUUGCCAUGUGAGCAUACAGAUUUCCCAGUCAAAUUUACCCCAAGAAGUCAAGCAUUUGCUCACAGUGGAACAAGAUACAUCGUUCAAACAAGCUUUCAAGCUGUUUGUUGCCUAAUGGAAGGGAAAUUGCUGAGGUCAAGAAGCAGUCUGACGUCUAGCAUAAUAUACACCUACUCAUUAUUGUUUAAUUACAUUUUUUGACAUCAGGCAGUGAUUGUUAGUGCAUUAAUUCAAAUGGGAGUUUUGGCUAUCAAGAUUUGUUGAUUUGAGGUGUAACUGAAUGAAACCUGAUUAAGGUUUUGACUUCUCUGGCCCAGUUGUGCUACAGGUUGGCAAUUCACAUUUAUCAGCCCCUCUCUCCCCGUAUGGCUCAAAGUUGCACCAAGUGACUGGUGAAUGACACAAAAAAACAAACAAAAGCAGCAUACAUUGUAUGGAUUAUCUCAACCGCUAUUGUUUAAUGGCUGUGUUUAAUGUGACCUAUCUGGAAAAUGAGGACUACGAAUAAAAAGCAAUUACUAAUA
Molecule: messenger RNA, 7565 nt
Organism: Struthio camelus australis
Lineage: Eukaryota; Metazoa; Chordata; Aves; Struthioniformes; Struthionidae
Source: RefSeq, a predicted model, not a curated record